AUUUGCGUCAGUCCGUUGGAAGUUACGAGGCAAGUUUCUUACAUUUUUGGCAUUAGAUAAUAGCGGUCUGUGUAAAUUAUUAUAUAUUACAUUUAAAAGUGUGUGGAACUGAGCAUGAAGCCCUGUUUUUUUCCUUUAUUUUUCCCUAGUGUGAACAGCACAGCGUAAAUUACAGUGGUUCCUUCACUUCUCGAAUUAAUUAUGUUCAUGUUUAUUAUUAGCCAGCAUAAGCUGAUGAGGCUUGAGGGAGGUGGCUUCGCGGUUACUGCUGCCACAAGCACAGCUCACAUCUUUUAGUUGUGCGCCUGACGCGCGCUGAGAGCGCACUGAGAGCGCACAGCCCGCCUGUCCACGAGCGACUUCAAGUUCAGAGAGAACUGCUGGGCGCAAGCUUCAACUGAGCCGAGACACAUUUCAGCUUUAGUCGGUACUAAAGAAGUACUUUAUAAAACACAUGGCAUGGUGACUGAGAGGAACAGAGGAAUUCUCUCUUCGGCGUCUUCAGCGGAGAUUUGGCGUUGAAUGAAACUGUCUGCAAAAUGAUCUGUCAAACGCGCAGGAUGUGUCGAGUGUGGAGAAAGUAGAGCCGUUUAAUCGACCGUCAACAAACUUCUGUUGCUUUGUCUGACUUUGACACGUCAUGGCAUCAGUGUCGUGGAGACACGCGCUCUUCUUCUUGCUAGUUGUGAAUCUGUCUGUGCUGACGACAGCAUGCAGCAGUCACUAUGGAAAUGUCAUUGAGGAGUUCUGCCUGGCCAAGUUCAAGCUGGACAUGGAGGUUCUCGAUCAGCGCCAGUGGUGCAGCUGGGAGGACACAGUUGAGUCCUAUGGAGAACUGACCAACUGCACGUUCCUGGUGGCUCUGAAGAUGAACUGUUUCUGGCCCAACCGAAUGGUGGACGAAUUCUUCAUCCGAGUGCACAGGCACUACUUCCAUGACUGCUCAAUGUCUGGACGGCUGCUUCACGAUCCACCCAAUCGGAUCUUGGGGCCUUUUAUCGUGGUUCCCAUUCUGGUGACGCUACUCAUGACUGCUCUAGUGGUGUGGAGGAGUAAACGCAGCGAGGGAAUCGUAUAAUCGAUAAACUAACCAAGUACCUCCACACUGAACAAUAGAGAAGGAGACAUUACACGGACUGCAAGCACUAAGAAAGACUUGUUUCUCAUCAAAUGGUUGUAUAUCCAAACACUUAUAGUGAACUCUGUCACUGUGUUAUCUGCACACAGAUAACAUACCAGACAAAAACGUUCAUCACUAUUUCUUUGAGGUAGUUUUCAACUCAAUGUUUUGUCAUGCCUGCAUUCUGUUAAUAAAACCGAUCUCCUGUCUGGAUGCAAGUCAUUAUCAUGAUGACGGAUAAGUUUGACCUUGGAUGGACACGCACCAAAGGGAGGACACUGUUAUUCCCACAUGUUUGACAAACCUUUACAGUCAUGUGAGCACUGGACAUUGAACAAUCAUUUUCAAUUUCACACACAUAAAUGUGCUUUGUGCCAAAUGAUGACACUCAUUCAGUCAAUCAUGAUUAGUAUUCUUCUGUUGAUUUAAGAAAGAAGAAUAAGAAAAGAAUAGGGCUACAACCACAAACAUGUCAAUAAUAUUUACAAUAUCAGUGAUCCGAUCCCCAGAAUGAACAUCACCAUCGGAUAUUGGAAGAUACCCCAAAAAGCUGUAGUAGUUUCAAAUGCUUUGUCCAAGAUCUAAAGUGAAUGUAUCUUUCAUAGACAAGUCAAUCCCACAAUGCACUGCUACAAAAAAAUUAUCCAAGAUUUUGGAGAGACGUGAUGAACUGAUACUUUUCAGUAUUGAAUGAAAUCAAUAAAAAUCUUAAAUUAAAAUUAAAAAUUGACUAUUAGUGCAGACCGGGGUGACACUGAUCUGACAAAACCAGCUCUCUGUCUGUCAGUGCAGUGUGAAUUUGGUCUAAAGACUGCAAACUACUAUUUAACAUCCUCUGUUUUUUAGAAAUCUGACAAUGGAUCAGAAUGUCAUUAUGGACAAUGUGCUACCCACGUUACAUCUAACCUUUUAUUUGCUUAAAAUUCAGAAGUGUUCAGUUCAGUGUUAUCACAAAACCCCCAAUUGGGUAACUCUACCUAAGAGAUUAAACAUCUAUUCUACAGUAUAUACUGCAGGCAAUAGUGCAGUCUUUUGUACUGACGGUGGCUAUCAGAUAAUAUUAGAAGCAUUGAACCAGAAAGAAUCCCUGCAUUUAUUUGGUGUCUCUCAUCUCAUGGGCUCUUGUCAUAAGGUUAUGUCAAGGGAAAAUAUUUUCCUUCUGUAGCAAGCAACCUAUCGGCUAAGAAGCUUGCAGCAUUUGUUGUGGAAUAAUUUAUGUAUUAGCACUAAAAGUAUGUUUUCAUUCACAUGACUCUGCUAAUUGCUUUUUUUUUUAAAGCUAUAUAUGUGUAUCCCUGGAGCUCUGUACCCACAGUGAGUGGUUUAAAUGCCUAUGGCGAACUGGACAGUGGCACAGAGACAGUAGACAUUUCUAAUUUCUAAUGUCAGCUGAAUUUCAAAGCAUCUGAUUUCUGAUGCAGUUAUAAUAAAGCCAUUUGCCCUCGA
This is a messenger RNA of Cyprinus carpio (common carp), 2566 nucleotides long. Its product is annotated as receptor activity-modifying protein 1. Gene Ontology annotation, cellular component: cell surface; signaling receptor complex; membrane. Gene Ontology annotation, biological process: calcium ion transport; cellular response to hormone stimulus; protein localization to plasma membrane. NCBI's taxonomy places the organism in Eukaryota, Metazoa, Chordata, Actinopteri, Cypriniformes, Cyprinidae. The record is from RefSeq and is a predicted model, not a curated record. Gene Ontology annotation, molecular function: coreceptor activity.